Prorocentrum cordatum is the source of this 6420-nucleotide messenger RNA. Lineage: Eukaryota; Dinophyceae; Prorocentrales; Prorocentraceae. The record is from the annotation of a GenBank genome assembly.
GGCGACAUGCCCGACCACCGCACGAAGAGCAUGCUCGACAAGCAGUUCUGGAAUGUGUCCGGAGGAGCACUGGAGAACAGCGGAGCUCCCGUCGAGGAGCGCUAUCUUCCGGCUUGGGUGGGAAUCGUUCAAUCUGGACACCAGAAGUUAUCAGAAUUUGAAGCAGGAAUGUUGUACAUGCAAGGUAUCGCUCGGCUUGCUUGCGGCAUUUCCGUGGACAAGUCGCAUUUCGUCUUCAACAGCAUGUCUUAUGCAGCCAAACACCAGGGCCGCCGGGCGCACGUGGACACUUCUUGCGUCGAGGCACUCCAGGCGGCCGAUUUCAAUGUGCAGGUAUCGCGAAGCGGCCCCGUGACGUUUCAGGACGUCAACGACAUGCUGAACCCGUUCGGCGCGCAUCUCGUUCCUGUUAGCGAGGCUAUGUUGAACGGGAACUACAUUGCACUGUUCUACAAGCAGACCACGCAUGUUCGCGUGUGUGACGAGUGCGCCGUGUGGAAUUGUGGUUGCGUACAAGUGUUUCUACGUCGAGACAUAGGUUUGCGGAUGCUUUCGCACUCCGCCGUUAUCUCAAACUUCAUUGCCUACGCGUAUUUACUUCCAGUCCAACAGCCUGCGUGCGUGUCCGAGUUCUUUCAAUACAUUGGCGACAGCGACCCAGGCGAGGCGAAUGACGAACCUCGCGAUUCUCCCCGUGCUUGUUCUGAGAACGUGGAUCUCUCCGAUUUUGAUGCUGGAAUACUGUACAUGAGGAAUCUCGCCUCGCUGGCGUGCAACUUGCAUUUGGAAGAUUCUGCGUUCAUCUUCAAUUCGGAUACCUAUGCUGCCAGAGCUGCAGGACAUCGCCCGUUUCGAGAGACGUGCUGCGUCGAGGCUCUUCAAGCAGCUGGCUACGAUGUUCCGAUUGACAGGAAUGGCCCUAUGACGUUCCAGGAUGCAAAUAACUAUCUCAACUCCUUCGGGACGCGCGUUGUGCCAGUCCAAGAAGCAAUGCUCAACGGAGAUUUCAUGGUCCACUUCCAGUACCAUUUCACGCACGUCCGCGUGAUGAGCACUUGUGCCGAAUGGAACUGCGGGUGCGUGCAGGUGUACCUUACUCGGGAACAGGGUCUGAGAUUGCUUUCGCAUUCGCCUGUGGUGUCCGGCUUCAUACUCCCUCGUCUGCAGCCGUUGCCUGAUAUCUCAGAUGAAGAUGAAGCCUCGUUUGGUUCACCCCGCGGAGGCGGCUACGCUUCGGGCGCGAACGAGGGUGGCACCUCCGCCCCGAGCAUGGGCGAGCGCGAUGCCGAUGACGACGAGGAAGGGCCUCCCGCGCAGGGGCGCGACGGGGAAGAGGCAUCGGCAUCCCACAAAGUCAAAGAGGAGCCCGCCGCCGACGACCAACGCGGCGCCGACGCCCCUGUUCAGCGCAACGGCGGGGAAGGCCCUUCCCCCCCGAAGCGCCCCAAGUACGAUGGCUUCCGUAGCAGGAUCACAUCUGCAGCAAGAUUGGCGGACAGUCUGGGCGACCUCCUUGCCGAGGACGGAGUCGGCGAAGCCAGCCAAUUGCAGGCGGUUGCAGUGGAAGAAGGGCCGCAGCUUUUUCUUCGAGCUCAAAGGCAACUGCAAGAUGUUGCCCCGCUUCUUCCUACCGAUGCCACUUGGGUGGCAAGCGCGAGCGACGACCUGCCGACCACGUUGGCCAAGUGCGUCGCUCGCGAAGACCUGCUCGCUGCUCUUGCCAUGAUCAAGGAGUUGGUGGAUGGCACCAUCACGUCUGGUAAGAUAACGAUCACAGACAAGCUUUUCUUCGUUCUCUUGCGAUACGGCGACGUGUACCGCAGCCACGACGGCGAGUUGUACUUUUACGAUAACUUCAAGAAUCCGAAGGGGUGGUGGGAAAACCGGAAAGAUUCCACCAUCGACAUGCGGCCGAGCGUGAGCAUGGCAGAAGGCAUGCUUUAUUUAAUAUGCGAAGAAGUUCCAGAGGAGCACGUCUGGUGCUGGGACCACGUGAGCCACGCGCUCCAAGAAGCCAUGGCCGCUUCCGUCAACCUUGGCACUUCUUUGGACAAGUUCCCAGACACAUGCCGGCAGAAGGCGAAGCUGAGUUGGGACCGAAAUUUGAAGGAGACCAAAGGGAAAAAGUAUAUGGCCAACAGCCUAGCCAAGCUCGCCGAGAUCUUGUCGAACUUACCAGUUUAUUACGAGCAGGAUUCGUCGAGAGGUUCGAAAUCGGAAAUUUGGAAAGCAUUCACCGCCAAGAUGAACACCGAGAAGCCUCCGUCCCAGGGGUUUGUUUUCGACGACGGGUACAGGGACGUAAACAUGGAGCUGGCUGAACCAGAUCCGCAGCACAACUGCUACUUCCGCGUGCCUUUCAAGUACGAGGAGGCCAACGUUACGCUCGCCGAUUGCCCUGUGGUCCGCGGGAGACAGUAUUCGUUAUCGGACGUAAGGAAGGUAGUUCAUGACUACAUCGAUUCCUUCUUCUACAAGAACGACGGAUACUUCGUGACCUCGUGCGCUUCGACAUACUGCGCCUUCUUCGGCAUCCACGUGCCCGUCAUGAUGGUGGCGAUCGGAGAAGGUGGUGAUGGCAAGGGCGCAUUCGAUAUUCUGGAGUCUUCGCUUUUUGGCAAGCAGAACUCGGCCACCCUCGACCCCGCCAUAUUCGUCGACGACAACGAGUGGCGGAAAAGUGCGCACUUCGGCCUUCACAAGAAGCGAGUGUGCAUUAAAGAGUCGAAAACCCUUUCAGCCAACGUCAGGAUCAACGUGGACGUGCUCAAACGCUUCAUUGCGGGCGAGGAGAUGAUCGUCAGGGCAAACUUCGGAUUCUCCAGCGAAGUUCGUUACAACAAAAUGAAGAAGCAGCAGAGCUGCAAUUACGACGACGUCUCUCCUAUCAUGUCGAUUCCCCGAAGCGUUGCCGCGCAGGAUCUUGAAGUGCGCGGGGAAGAAGGAGCACCCCGAAAGUCCCCCACGGAGUCAGUGGACCGCCGUUAUUUGGCGUCGGCCGUGGGCCUUGCAACGCUGGUUAUCGACAGUAAAGACGUCGACCACGAGAACGGCCGCUUCUUGAAAAUUGCUUCGGAUAUUUUGGAAAAUAUAUUGGCGUGCCCUGCUGGAGCUCACGUGUAUUUCAGAGAGAUUCUACAGCCGACUUGGGAUGCACUCGGGGACACGUCGGCCAUUGUGAGCACACUCGAACCAGAUAAUCUCGAUGAGCACAUGAAGGUGUCCACGCGCUGGUACAUCCAGCGUCUGACCAACCAGCAGUGCGAUCCAAGGCCCAAGUGCGUCAUGGAUAUAUCACCUGGCGCCGCAGGCGAGCGAGCUGGUGGUAGCGAUUCUGAGUGGGACGCCUUAGCUUGCUGCUUGAGAAAAUUAUGGCAGGAAGAGAACAAGAAGAAGCAUGGAGAGGAGCGCAAAUUAGCAAAAGGCAGGGGCAGACAGGUUGGGGACUGGAAAGUCGCGAGAGAGCUAUGCAGUUUGCUCGAUAUUCCAAGAGGUUCGGCUUUCACAAAAUUUGUGACGCUCGCAAAAAGCUGUGGGCCUUUGGCCGAAUACUUGAUCCAGAAGGACACCGAUGUCAAUUUCUUCGGCAAGCAGCAGCUCUAUGCAUUAGUAUUUCCAGUUGAUACUGACAAGAUGUUGAAACUUACCCGGUCUUUUGACAUCCCAGCGCCGACGGCAAGUCCCAGCGAAAGAUGGCUCAUGGGAGCUCGGCCUGAGGAUAAAGACUACCUGUUGUCUGAUGAAGAGCAGGAAUUCCGUCAGGCAAACUGCUCCGUUGUGUGCGCGGUGGCGGACGUCGCGGACAUCAACGGCUUGGUUGCCCACGUCGAUUCUGGCGUCGACCGGCGGCAGGCCCAGAUUCAAGGAUAUUCUCGCUUAUUGGAGAAACGAGGAACCGCAUCCAUGGAAGUCGCUGCAGACGGCGGACAGCGCUCAUUGAGGAGUCUUCUUCGGACCUACAUGAAAUAUGGAUUUGGGCGAAUUCAUACUGCGGGACCUUCACUCCAGAAAGUUACCAGGGAAGCUCGGCGCGCCGCCUUGGCCGGCAUUCCAGGAGGCGUUUUAGAACUCGACAUGAAGGUUGCGUUUUUCAGCUUGUUGGUUGUUGCCUUAAAGCAGCACGAUCAGCUCAACGUCGAAGCAGAGUUCCCGCUUCUGUGCAACGUUGUCAGCAACUGGGACGGAUGGAAGACUUUUGUGUCUAAGUACUUCGACGUCGAGGUGGCCGUCGCGAAGAAGCUGCUGAUUUCGGCAACCAGCCCCUACGGGCGGCAGUCGCCAAAUCCACAGGAGCGGCCUGACUGGCUCCCACACUUGGACUGUUUGCAGACGGAAAUAGUCAAUGCUUCUCGGUUUCUUCUCGAGCACGACGUUCUUUACCAGGAGGUCGCGAAGGCGCGACCAGAUUGCAGCUCGCUGCACAUCUUCCUCGGCGAACUGGAGUGCAGUGUCCUGAUGGACAUGAAGCACCUGUUGGAAGAAGCAGGUGCGGUGCCGAUCUCUUUAGUCUACGACGGUAUUUACUUCAGACCCAUGGGGCUCGACGUGCACGACGAGAACUUCAUCGCACAUGUGUCUGCGAUCGAAGCCGGCCACGGGAUAUCUCUGCAAUUGAAGGAUUUAAGCGGCGCGCCGAUUCCUUGGAGGAGCGCCGCUCCCGAGCCAGGCGACCGCAUUCUAGGCAGCAGUUCCUCUUCUCGGCCGCACGAGGACGACUUCUCUUCCGUCCUGGCGGCUGCGUGCGAGAAGUUGGAAGGCAAGGCGCUCGAGGUUGUCCACGGUGAGAACAUGUGCGUCAUCAGUGCUCUCACAAACAUGGACUUAGUUGCGGGGGAGCCGAGCCAGGCAGGGUUCGCUAGCGGCCCGUACUCUUACCGACAAUUGCAGAAGCUCUACCCCCCUCUCAAGUUCUCCGAGGUACUGCUGAGCGACUUGAUUUGCGCGGAUCCCAUGGAUAAUUUUGUCCUGCAUAUCGGCACACCCGGAACUCGUGGACAUGCAAUUGGUCUUCGUGCCCGCGAGGGGUCGCCGAUGAUGUUGGUUUACGACUCGCGUCAGGAAGUCGUCAUGCAAAUGGGUGACGAGGCUCUAUACGACUUGGUUACUCAUUGGGACGAUGGCCGACGCCACGUUCGCCUGCUCCGAGUGGCUGACGGAGAUGACGGCAAAGUUAGUAUCGAGGCUGAUGUUUUGGAUUUGGUUGCUGGGUCCACUCGGCCGUGCACGAAGAGGCCCAGUGCCUUUCAGUCUUGCAUGCCUAAGCGUGGGAAGGCGCGCAUGGUCAGGAAGAUCGCAAAAAGGCCAGCUGCGAAGCACAAGACCCCAUACGUGCCUUACGUUCGACACGGGCAAAAGACUAUUAAAUCUCGCCCAGAACGGAUUGCAAUCCAAUGUUCCCUGAAGACCGUGUACACCGCCACUGCGAUGGGCCUAGUGAAGAAGCUCACCGCGAGCGGCCAUCUUCGCGAUUGGCGCGGCGAGAUCUGCCCCUGGUGCGGGGAGGGGGAGUUGGGCCCAUUGAAGAAUUUUCCAGGCAGGAGCGCGAGCUACCGAUGCAGGAGCAAAAGGUGCCAGAAGUUUGUGCUGCCCCAUCACGACCAUCCUGUGUUUUCACAUGGCCGGGGCAACGCAUCAGCGCCAUUCGCGGACAAGGUAGCUGUCUGCAUGCGUGCGACCUGGGAUGUGGCACAGAGCAAGUGCCACCAGAUAACUGGUAAUAGCCACAAGCUCAUCGAGAAUGUCUACACUCGCCUUGACAGCGCCAGGAUGAAGUAUGUAAAGAAGAAGGAAAAGAGCAUCAAGUUCGGCGCUAUCGACAAGUGGCCGGACGUGGAGGCGGACGAGGUGGACCUGGGCAAGAGGGAUGAUGCGGAGAAGGAUGACCAGGACAAGCCAGUGCAAUGGGAACAAUGGGGAGGAUUAGUCGAGCGGGGCAGGCCGAACACUUUGGUCCUGACGCGUCUUGAUCCAUGCACGACGAAGCGGCGUGCUCCAGGGCCUGGCCCAAUCCGCAAACGCGACUGGAAGCCUAUUGCCAAGCGACACCUUGAGAACCGAGAGGUCGUGCUGCACACAGACGGGGCGAAAGCGUACAAGCUCAAGAUCCCGAAGGUUCUGCACGACAAUGUUGUCCACAUGAAGAAGAAGGUUACUCUGCGAGGGGUGACACGCUGGAUCAAGCCGAAAUACUCUGAGGUUGUGGCCCACAGAUUGCCGACUGGCGAGCAGAUAUACACUAAGUCGGGAACGCAGAUCAUCGAUCGAUUCUGGUCGCAUCUGCGGAAGCAUUUGCAAUCGCGCACGCACAGGGUUGGCACCCUUGCCGCAACGCGCCGCAUUCGUUCCGCCCAGUGGACAUACUGGAACAAAGGUGCGGAUUUGUGGGCUUGCACUGGUGAAAUGCUCAAGAGUCUUUAUUAA